Molecule: messenger RNA, 785 nt
Organism: Anthonomus grandis grandis
Lineage: Eukaryota; Metazoa; Arthropoda; Insecta; Coleoptera; Curculionidae
Product: odorant receptor Or2-like
Exons: 6
Coding region: 9-785 (258 amino acids)
Biological process (GO): sensory perception of smell; detection of chemical stimulus involved in sensory perception of smell
Cellular component (GO): plasma membrane
Molecular function (GO): odorant binding; olfactory receptor activity
Source: RefSeq, a predicted model, not a curated record
CCAGUACUAUGCUGACUAUUGCUUUAUUAGUAAUACUAGGUGCAAUAGGGACGCUAAAAAUAAAAGAAUACAACCAGCAAAACAAUGCAACUCUGGAAUCACAUUUAAUGUAUCAGACCAUUAUCCCUUUAAAUAGAUUAGAACAUAUUCGGUCGCUUUUUAUAAUACAGGCACUCUGGUUCUGGAUGGGAUUAACCUAUAAUACGACUACACAUGUCGUGUUUAUAACUAUUCUGACAUAUGCGGCUGCUCAACUUGAAAUUUUACAAAUUAGGAUCCGAAAUUAUGUUGGUCCAGAGUUCAGUGAAAAAUCUGGUGAAGAGGAAAUACAAGAAAAGAUCCAGGAUUUAAAGAAACUUAUUUUAGAUCAUAAGUAUAUUAUAGGUUAUAUUGAACAUUUUAAUAGCUCGGCCAAAUAUAUAAUAUUAAUGGAAUUUGUUCUAAGUUCAUUAGAUUUGGCAUCAGCAUCUGCAUCCUUAAUAAAGAUGAACAGCUCAGAAAUGGGAUGGUUGUUAUUAUUUGCGACGCUUUUGUCUUUGCAAAUUUUCCUUCUAGGGUGGACAUGUAAUGAAAUCGUCAUUCAGAGCAUGGCUAUCGGAAGUGCUAUGUACGAAAGCAAGUGGUAUCUGUUGAAUAAAGAGGCCAAGCAAUUAAGCCAAAUUGUCAUUGCUAGGGCUCAAAAGCCCAUAAGAAUGACUAUUGGACCAUUUGGGCCUAUGACAAAUGAAUCAGCUGUUAUGGUUAUAAAAGCGGCCUAUUCCUACAUUAGUCUCAUAAGAAGAUAA